GUCUCCUCCCCAAGGAAGGGGUCCUGGGAGCCUGGUGCAGCCCGCUGCCCAACUCUGGGCUCUCUUCCAAGCAUCCUGCAGCUGCUUUGCAAAGGGGGCUGCGGAUCGGGAGGGCAGGGAAUUGGGUCUGGGGUCUCUAAGGUGGAGGGUGCUGGAGACGGAUUUUGCUCGGCUCUGGUGCUUGCUCCUCCAAAGGAAGUCUGGCUUAAGGGCUUUGGGGGUCACCAAGGGAGGCUGGUUGUGCCACUGACUGGUCACAACUGGAGGGGGGAGCACAGCAGCCCUGUCCUCCCGGGAUGGAGAGACCUUCCUCUGGAGCCCCUGACUCAAGCAGGAAGAGAGAGAGAGAAGCAGCUUUCGGUUCUGCUUUCUCCCCGCAGGGAUUUUGAGGAGUGGGAGAUCUGAAGUGGCCUCGGAGGAGGGAUGGAUACCGAGAGAGGGGAGGACGGCGAACUCCGGCUGAUCCUGGUCGGAAAGUCGGGCAGUGGGAAGAGUGCCACUGGCAACACUAUCCUUGGCCGGAGGGCAUUCGAGUCCAUCUUGGAGGCCAAGACCACCACCCUGAGGUGCCAAAGGGGCCAGGGAAGCUGGAAGGGCACGAAGAUAGUCGUCAUCGAUACGGCCGCCAUGUUUGAUUCUGAAGACUACAAUGAGAUUCUACAACGGGAGAUCAUGACUUGCGUCGAGCUCUCCUGGCCCGGUCCCCAUGCCCUGAUCUUGGUGACUCAGACGGGACGCUUCACUGCCGAAGAUGCGGCUGCCGCAAAAUGUGUCCAGGAUAUUUUUGGACCAGAGUCCACCAGGCACACGAUCGUCCUAUUCACCUGUGUGGAGGAUUUGGGUGGAAACUCCCUGCAGGAGUAUGUCCGAAAGUCUGACAACUUGCGAGGCCUGAUCCAGCAGUAUGGAAACCGCUUCUGUGGGUUCAACAACAAGGCCACGGGAGCUGAGCAGGAGAGGCAGGUCUCAAAGUUGAUGGAGAUGGUGCAGAGAAUUGUUUUCGAGAAUGAGGGAAGAUGCUACAUCAACCAGCUGUACUUGGAGCCCAACUUACGGGACAACCACGUCUGUCUGUUCGUCAAGCAGAACCGAAAACCAUACCGAUCGAUCCUGUUCUUGGUUCCAUUCCGGUUCACCUGUUGGGUUUGCCAAAAGAUGUACUCCCUUAUGCAAAUAGUAUUUGUUAUGGUGUAUCGCUGCUUUUUCCAUCGCACGGCGUUUUCGCUUUCCGGUCCCAGGCGCCGGACAGCCGCCCUGCACACAGGGGAGCCUUUGCUCUCGCUCUUGAGGCGCGCAACAAGAAUUCCCCCCCGCCCCCCCCUCGAAGUUGCGCGGAUCCCGAGCGCGAAGGGGGCCACGGAGGGCCAUGGAGGUGAAGCAAUGGAAGAAGGGGACGAUGCUGAACUCCGGCUCAUCCUGAUUGGAAAGUCCGGAGGUGGGAAGAGCGCCACGGGCAACACCAUCCUCGGAGACUGUGUGUUCAAGUCUGCACUGGCGGCAAAAACCACCACCGUGGAGUUCCAAAAGGAACAGGGAACCUGGAAGGGCAGGAAAAUUUCUGUCAUUGACACACCAGCUAUUUUCAAUUCUGAAGAGAUGGAGAAAUCCCUGGAACCACAGCUGGAAAACUGCCAAUCAGGUCUCCAUGCCUUCAUUUUGGUGACCCAGGUGGGACCCUUCAUGGCUGAAGACAUGGCGGCUGCCAAGCGCAUCCAGAAAAUAUUCGGGGACGAGUCUGCCAGCCGCACAAUCAUCCUGUUCACCCGCAAGGAGGAUCUGGGAGGGAAUUCCCUGAAGAAGUACGUUGAAGAAGCCAAGAACAAAAAUCUGUCUGAGCUGAUGAAGAAGUGCAACCAUCGCUUGUGCGGGUUCAACAACAAGGCUGAGGGUGACGAGCGGGAGAAGCAGGUCUCUGAGCUGAUGGAGAUGGUUGAGGAGAUUGUCAAAGAGAAUCAAGGGAAGCCCUAUUUCAUCCCACAAGGGGACGAUGCUGAACUCCGGCUCAUCUUGGUCGGAAAGUCCGGAGGUGGGAAGAGUGCCACGGGCAACACCAUUCUGGGCCGACCGGACUUCAAGUCCCUCUUGGCGGCAAAAACUACCACCGUGGAGUUCCAAGAGGGACACAGAACCUGGAACGGAAGGAAAAUUUGUGUCAUCGACACGCCAGCUAUUUUCGAUUCCAAACAGGUGGAGAAAUCCCUGGAAAAACAGCUGGAAAACUGCCAUCAGAUGUGCCAAUUAGGUAUCCAUGCCUUCAUUUUGGUGAUCCAGGUGGGGCGCUUCAUGGUUGAAGAUGCAGUGGCUGCCAAGUGCGUCCGGAAAAUCUUCGGGGACGAGUCCGCCAGCCGCACGAUCAUCCUGUUCACCUACAAGGAGGAUCUGGGAGGGAAUUCCCUGAAGAAGUACGUUGAAGAAGCCAAGAACAAAAAUCUGUGUGAGCUGAUGAAGAAGUGCAACCAUCGCUUGUGCGGGUUCGACAACAAGGCUGAGGGAGACGAGCGGGAGAAGCAGGUCUCUGAGCUGAUGGAGAUGGUUGAGCAGAUAGUCAAAGAGAAUCAAGGGAAGCCCUAUUUCAUCCCACAAGGUUCAGAAAAAUCAAAUCUUCGUUCAAAAAUAUCUAAUUGGGGGGAAAAAAUCAAAACAUUGAGAUAGAUCAUUUUGGGAGCUAGUUCCUCUGCUUUUUGCAUGACCCCUCUUCCCUCUCUACUUCUCCCCGGUGAUGGCCGGAGGGGGAUGCAUCCAGAUCCCAGUACAUGUGUGUAUUCCUGUCUCCCCUCAUGGCUGGUGAGCCGCCAUGGGAUACAGCUGUCAGGGUGGUGAGGUUUUCUCUGGCCUUCAAGGGGGACCGUCUGGGAUUCUCUUUCUACGCAAAAGGGCUGCUCUGCAGGCUCUGCUUGGCAGGCAAUCCCAGUGGCAAAAGGCCCUGUGAAUGUGCAGAUGGGGACACCCGGCCUGCAAGUUGGUGUUGCUAGUCGCCUCCGCCACAUCUUGUGCGGUUCCUAUUUUGGUGGGUGUUGGGAUGAUGACUCCCAUGGUUCCCAGCAAAUGUCACAAAGAACCGCCAUCUCUAGCUGGUCCCUUUAAAGCAGGGAUCCCCAACCCAUGGAAUGUGGCCCACUACCGGGCCGUGGCCUAAUUGAAACCAAGUCACAGGCCAGCACACAUGCACACACAACUCAACUCACAUGAGCGCUGGGCUGAUGGACACAAGUGUGCCGCUCGACUCGCACGAGCAGCAGGCUGGUGUGCACAUGUAUAUAGACGCAGCUCAGUUCACAGUAAAACUGGCUGUGCGUGCCAGCCCCAUCGCUUGCACGAGUCGAGCUGCAGGAACACCAGCCCGCUGCUCACACGACCCAGUUCCCCUCCCCCAGAAGGGAUGCUAAGCAGAGAAGUUCCGCUAAUAUCAAACUCACCGUCAAAGUUUUGUUUAGUUGUAAACUAUGGAAAAAGAUGGAAAGGUUCUGACCUAGGCUUCUUGAGAAAGGAUAAAUCUCAAUCUUCGUCCCAAACAACCUCUUUUAUUGAGAUGGCUGUGCAUUAUGGUCAUUCACAGCCGGUAAGGAUUCACAAGCAGUCUGUGAAGAUUCCGACAGAUGUCUGCUUGAGUUGACUCAGUCUUUCAGGGUAAUGUUGAUAAGCACCCACCUUUAUCUCCCUUGAAAGACUGCCAGAGACCUAAAUGUCAAUUAGUUUUGAAAGGCCAAAUGGAGCACAGAGUCAAACUGACUUCUCAGAGCUUGAAUUGACUAUAUCAACUAAUUGCUUCCUACAAAGGCUCACGUCUGUUUGGUCCUCUUUUAUUAUUAUUAUUAUUAUUUAUUACAUUUCUAUACCGCCCUUCUCCCGAAGGACUCAGGGCGGUGUACAGCCAAAAUAAAAACAAACAAUACAAUAUACAAUUAAAACAAAAUUAAAAAACUUAUUACACAAUUGGCCGAGAACUUUAAAACAUUUAAAAUUCUAAAAACCCAUUAAAAUUCAUAUAAAAUUUAGAAAUAUGAAAUAUAAAUUUAAAAAUACAACAAAAUUUAAGCCAGCCCCACGCGAGUAAAUAAAUACGUUUUCAAUUCGCGGCGAAAGGUCCGAAGGUCAGAUAUUUGGCGUAGACCAGGGGGAAGUUCGUUCCAGAGGGUAGGAGCCCCCACAGAGAAGGACCUUCCCCUGGGGGCCGCCAGCCGACACUGUUUGGCGGAUGGCACCCUGAGAAGUCCCUCUCUGUGUGAGCGUAUGGGUUGGUGGGAGGCAUGAGGUAACAGUAGACGGUCCCGUAAGUACCCAGGCCCUAAGCCAUGGGUACUUACGUCUUUAUGUCUUAUGGGAGAGGCCAAUCAUCUCCAAGCCUUACUCCUGAGUCACCCUUUUUUUUCUUAAUUGUUCUUGCUUCGGGCAGCUCUGCACAUGUACACACUGGGAACGGGAUCACACUGUUCUUCUGCCUCGCUGAUGUCAGAUUCUGGAGGUAACACAUAACUACCAGAUGGCCCUGGCCCUCUUUCUGCCUCUGAUGCAGAACCCUUGUCUGAAUCUUCCCCAGACUCCAGGACUGGCCCAUGUUCCUCCCCAACCUCCUCGCUGUCUGAAUCUGCUGCCGGCUGUGCUGGCCGCUGGUGGGCCACAACAGAUUUUGGAUAGAUUUUUUUUUAUUUAUUUACAUUUAUAUCCUACCCUUCUCCAAAGACUCAGGGCGGCUUACAGUGUAUAAGGCAAUAGUCUCAUUCUAUUUGUAUAUUUACAAAGUCAACUUAUUGCCCCCCCAACAAUCUGGGUCCUCAUUUUACCUACCUUAUAAAGGAUGGAAGGCUGAGUCAACCUUGGACCUGGUGGAGCUUGAACCUGCAGUAAUUGCAGGCAGCUGUGUUUUGGUAUUGGAUAUUGGAAUAUGUUUGCCCACAGGAAUAAUGUCUUACUCUGUAAUCUACGAAUCGUUCUCUGAAAUAAUCCACAUUUAAAUAAAAUUUAAAUCAUUGGCUGGGCAGUGUGUAAAUGUUCU
This is a messenger RNA of Ahaetulla prasina, 4993 nucleotides long. RefSeq names its product GTPase, IMAP family member 8 (gene GIMAP8). The coding region runs from base 424 to 2652 and encodes 742 amino acids. NCBI's taxonomy places the organism in Eukaryota, Metazoa, Chordata, Lepidosauria, Squamata, Colubridae. The record is from RefSeq and is a predicted model, not a curated record. Gene Ontology annotation, molecular function: GTP binding. The transcript has 6 exons.